AAAAAAAAACUGCGACCGAAAGAACAUCGUGCGGAACGGGACCGAAGUGUGGAAGAACAUAAAGAAAUUAGCCCCACAUACCACCGCUCGGGCCACGGUGGGGGAAUUUCGUAGCAGUUUUCGUUUCCGGUGCAUUGAUCGGGUGCGUGUGGUGUCCGUCUCGUCUUGCAGCAUCGUGCGAUGCAUCUCGGCCACCCCCACGGGCACAACCUGAGUGGAUGCGAUUCUGUGUAAUUUCUCGUGAUUCAUUGCACGCGCAGCAGGCUGAGUGAGAAAAAAGGGUCGUGCGUGUUCGCAAGAUUCGGCCAGCAACAUUAGCCCCUAGCACCAUCGGCAAAAGCAAAAGGCUACGCAGUACAAAAGCAUUGUUCUAGGGAGUAGCGGGGGGAAAAGGUCGUGGAGCGGACCGCGUAAGUGCAUAAUCGGGCGAGUGCAGCCCUCCCCAUUUGUCGGUGCAAAACUCUGUCGUGGGAUGCACCCCCCAGCACCCAGUGUGAAGUGUGCAUGAGAGGGGUAGUGGCAUGUGCAAACCCAUCCCCGUAUUCCCCCUGUUCCAGUGCAGCGCAAACCCGUUCCGCCGCACUGCCGCACUUCGCUCGAUGACUAAUCCAUCCAACCGUAUCGUCCGGCGCAACAAUACCGUGGUGCAGCUGGCGGUGGUGGUGGCGGCGUAAAACACUCCACCCAGGACGGGCAUGCGAUCGCAGCCCAGAGCAGCAUUCAGACGACGCUACUACUACUAUCGCCGCACGGUCCGUCACCGUCCGGUUCCGGUCCGGCGCAGACUAUCGGGUUAGACGUCAUGACACCGCAGCGACCACCGCGGCGAAGGGCCCAGUCCGUGGGCAACUCGAGCUACGGCUCGAGCCCGGCCCUGUCGUCCCACACGCCCCGAGGAUCACUCUUUACCGCUAACGAGGAAGAUGUAUGCUACGUACGCAUCCGGGUCCUGGGGGCGAGCGGACUGGCCAAGAAGGACAUCUUUGGCUACAGCGAUCCUUACGUGAAGAUCGAGCAGAACACCAUCACCGGCGACGUCAACGUGGACCACAUGGUGACGAAAACGAAACGAAGGACGCUGAACCCGGUCUGGAACGAGGAGUUUGUGUUUCGCGUCAAACCGAACGAGCACAAGCUGGUGUUUCAGGUGUUCGACGAGAAUCGGCUGACGCGUGACGGCUUCAUGGGGCUGGUCGAUCUGACGCUGAUCAAUUUGCCGCACGAGAGCGACCAGCGCACGAUCGCGCCGCAGCGGUACACGCUGCGGGCCAAGCGCCAGUCCAGCCUGCGCGUCAGCACGAAGGUGCGCGGCACGCUCGAGCUGUACCACGCGAUCAUGCGCGACGACGAUCCGGCGAUCGGGCGCACCCGCACGGCGAUCGGCGGCAGCAAUCGAGCUUCGGCCACGAGCACACCGCUGGCCGCGCACCGCAACGCCGGCCUGUACCCGCAGCAGCAGCUGCCCCUGAACCAUCCGCAGCAUCCGCAGCACCGGCUGCACCAGCUGGCGUCGCUGACGGCGCAGCCGAACGAUGCGCUGCCGCCCGGCUGGGAGGUGCGGCAGGAUCCGGUCGGCCGGAUGUACUACGUGAACCAUAUCGCGCGCACCACCCAAUGGGAGCGGCCCACCAUUGGCCCGUCCCAGCCCGGGCUGAACGAGAUGGUGGCCGCGUUCCAGCGUCGCUUCCACAUCAGCAACGAUCCCGACAAUGGAGGCAGCGGUAGCAACAACACGAGCAUGGCCGACACUGUCAGUAUUACUUCGGAAAAUGGCGACACCACCGCGGCGGCGGUCGGGAAUAGGUCGGGCGCCCCCGGUAUCGGCUCACCGAUGGUGCUCGCGGCCGACCACCCGCUGCUAUCUACGCUGAUGGCGCAGUCCGGCGACGGUGGUGGCCGAGGCACGGCGGUGGCCACUCCGGAACGUCCCGCCAGUGCACCGCGCGGCGAUGACGCGGAACCGACGGUCGAGCUGUCGCCAUCGCCCUCGGUCGCUUCGAUUGCUAGCAGUGGGGCGGGCGGUACGUCGAUACGCCCGAUACGUCCGGCACCUCCGCCGCCACCCGGAGGCGGCGGCGGCGGCUCGUCAGCGUCGUCGGCCCGCGCCAGUCCCGUCGGCACGCCGGUACCGAGCCAGCGACGCCGGUCGUCACCCGGCAGCAGCGAAAGUGCACAGGCGACCGCGAUCGAGGCAGGCAGCGGCGAAGCGGGAGACACUUCUGGCCCGUCCGCACCUAUCGCAACGGCUGACGACGAACAGCCAAACGCAAGCGCGCCGGUCAAUGGAAGUGCGGAAGGCGGCGCCCCGUCCACUGUUCCACGGGAGGUCAGUGAAACUGCAACGUCUUCCAUCGGUAGCGAACAAACCGCAGCGACGACGCCCAACCGACCGGACACUGCCGGUGGUGGGCCAGCGGUGGCCGUACAGCCAACAUCGCCGAGUCAUCCAACGACUCCGGCACCGACGGCACAGCCGAACGCGACCGGCCUACCGCCCGGCUGGGCCGUCCAGGUAGCGUCGAACGGGCGGCUGUUUUUUAUCGAUCACAUUAACAAAACCACCUCGUGGGUCGAUCCGCGCACUGGCCUGGCCAGUCCGAUACCGAGCGCCGGGUCCGACGGGGUUGCGGCGGGCGGUGCUGGAUCGACCGCCGGCAGCGGCCACGGCAGCCGGGGUGAUUCGCGCUCCUCGGACGACAACCUGGGGCCACUGCCGGAGGGCUGGGAGGAACGGGUGCACAGCGACGGGCGUACGUUUUUCAUCGAUCACAACACGCGCACGACGCAGUGGGACGAUCCGCGGCUGUCCAAUCCAAAGAUCGCUGGCCAGGCGGUACCGUACUCGCGCGACUACAAGCAGAAGUACGAGUACUUCAAGAGCCAGCUGCAGAAACCGAGCAACGUGCCAAAUAAGAUCGACAUCAAGGUGCGGCGGGCGUCCAUACUGGAGGAUUCUUAUCGCGUCAUCAACUCGGUCACGCGGCUCGACCUGCUCAAGACGAAGCUGUGGGUCGAGUUCGAGGGCGAGACGGGGCUGGAUUAUGGGGGGCUGGCGCGCGAGUGGUUCUACCUGCUGUCGAAGGAGAUGUUCAACCCGUACUACGGCCUGUUUGAGUACUCGGCGAUGGACAACUACACACUGCAGAUCAACCCCAACAGUGGGCUGUGCAAUGAGGAGCAUUUGAACUACUUCCGGUUCAUCGGGCGCAUUGCGGGCAUGGCAAUCUACCACGGCAAGCUGCUGGAUGCGUUCUUCAUCCGACCGUUCUACAAGAUGAUGCUGCAGAAGUCGAUCGACCUGAAGGACAUGGAGGCGGUCGACACGGAGUACUACAACUCGCUGCUCUACAUCAAGGAGAACGAUCCGAGCACGCUGAUGCUUACGUUCAGCGUGGACGAGGAAAGCUUCGGCACGACGAACCAGCGCGAGCUGAAACCGAACGGGGCCGAUCUGGAGGUGAGCAACGAGAACAAGGACGAGUACAUCCGGCUCGUGAUCGACUGGCGGUUCGAGGCGCGCGUCAAGGACCAGAUGCAAGCGUUUCUGGAGGGCGUCAGCUCGCUGGUGCCGCUGCAUUUGCUCAAAAUUUUCGACGAGAACGAGCUUGAGCUGCUGAUGUGCGGCAUCCAGAGCAUCGACGUGAAUGACUGGAAGAAGAACACGAUGUACAAGGGCGACUACUACGCGAACCAUGCGGUGGUGCAGUGGUUCUGGCGCGCGGUCCUGUCCUUCAACAAUGAAAUGCGCUCCCGGCUGCUGCAGUUCGUGACCGGCACGUCGCGCGUCCCCAUGAACGGGUUCAAGGAGCUAUACGGCUCGAACGGGCCGCAGCUAUUUACGAUCGAGAAGUGGGGCACGGUGAACAAUUUCCCGCGCGCCCAUACCUGCUUCAACCGGCUGGAUCUGCCGCCGUACGAGAGCUACGCCCAGCUAAAGGAAAAGCUAAUCAGCGCAAUCGAGGGCAGCCAAGGUUUUGCCGGCGUCGAUUAAUGCGCCUCCCCCCUAUGCUGCGGAACAAUACUGGAACACGAGUAGGGCAUGCAACUCCGCGACAACAUUGUGGCACGUAUACCUGCACGAAGCGGUUCUUUUUUUGUUUUGUUUGAGAUUAAGGCAACCUUAAUGCCUUUUUUGUAAUUGUUGGUGCCCACGCUGGUGGACGCACGGAUGUGUUUAAAUGAGUUUGGCAUGUUUCCCACAUCCCAAGCUGCAACUGGCCGGUUCCCACUGGUAAUGCAAAUACGCAAAACGGAAAGCCAUAGGUAAAUGACUCUACUCGUGCAUUGAUACACACACACGACCCAACACAUUCCGUGGUAGAAGAUUACUUAUAAAUCAGAUCGCCUGUUAAAGAAAAGA
Anopheles merus is the source of this 4360-nucleotide messenger RNA. It is a transcript of the gene Nedd4, whose product is annotated as E3 ubiquitin-protein ligase Nedd-4. The transcript has 7 exons. The record is from RefSeq and is a predicted model, not a curated record. The coding region runs from base 803 to 3991 and encodes 1062 amino acids. NCBI's taxonomy places the organism in Eukaryota, Metazoa, Arthropoda, Insecta, Diptera, Culicidae. Gene Ontology annotation, biological process: regulation of dendrite morphogenesis; ubiquitin-dependent protein catabolic process. Gene Ontology annotation, molecular function: sodium channel inhibitor activity; protein binding; ubiquitin protein ligase activity.